This is a messenger RNA of Perkinsus marinus ATCC 50983, 4341 nucleotides long. RefSeq lists its product as hypothetical. The coding region runs from base 1 to 4341 and encodes 1446 amino acids. Lineage: Eukaryota; Perkinsozoa; Perkinsida; Perkinsidae. The record is from RefSeq and is a predicted model, not a curated record. The transcript has 31 exons.
AUGAAGUACCUCAGCUACACUCUGCUCCUCCUCCAGGCUCUGCUCCUCCCUGUCCAUGUUGCUUCUAGGAGUAUUCUUGAGAGGAAGAGCCGUUUGUCUUCGGAUCCUCACAGGGAGAUCGCAUGUGACAUCAGCGAGUCUAAGAUCGGGACUCAGCUAAUCUUACACGACAAGGGCGUCCAUGACAGUUCUAUCUUUUACAAGGCUAAGGGUUAUCAGCGAGGAAGCGAGCAUACUCUCCUGAGAAGUGUGAUGCUCACUAAGGAAGUGGUAGAUUUGCUGAAAGAAGCGAACGAGAAGAAUAUAUGUUCGACGCUAUUGGGUCAUUUCCACCUAGGACUGCACGAACUCAACAUAGAAAUGGCGGAUGCCAAGGCUUCUGGGAGAGCUUUUGGAUGCCCACUACCUGGGAAAUCUGAUGAGAUAACCUGUGUUGUUCACUAUGCUGAGGAUUCCAGUGGUAGGCUCCUCACCUACGCCGAGAAAUUAUUCCUCAAAGAGCCCAAGCAUGCACUCGAUGCCGCAAAGACCUCCACGUUCACUGUCGAACUCGAGGACGAAUUCCAUGCGGGUUACCCCGAGGGCUGUACCUCAUUGGGUGCAGCGUCCAUCCGUCGCUGCAGGGAUCUAGGGGUGGCUUAUGCUUACGAUUUGGUCGAUCAGAGAUACGAAAUGCACAAGUCUACGCUAACUGUGAGUUGUUACCACAGUUUGCGUCUGGUGAUGGCAGUAGCGGUAACACCCAAGGAUUUCGCAGAAGUACAGUCACAACUCAGCUCGCGAGGGUCUGUCUACGAGAGGCAGAAGUAUCUCCGUGGUUUAGCAGUCUCUCACUCACGGGAGAACGUUGAUAAGCUUAUUGAUGAGCUCAUCAGUGAAGGAACUAGCGACAUAUCUAAGGCUAACUGGGCUCAUAGUAUAGCCCUCUUCCUGGCAACAGUCCUUCAAGAUGUCGAUACACUAGAGACCAUCGUCGCACUCACUCCAUCAACUAAGGUUCGUAUCAAGGCAGCAGAGACUCUAGUUAAAGACCUUCAUGCUAGUUCACAAUCUGUUGUACGCCGCCUUCUGCCGCUGAUAGUCCCCCGUCCUGGACCAACAGCUCGCAAGCUAAUCUUGAGGUAUCCACAGGCCAUGUUCGACUUCAUCACCACAUCAUACUCGGGAGAGACACUAGCAGUAGGGUAUGCUGCUGAAGUUGCAUGCUUCAUUCGGCAUCGUAUCAACAUCGAGCCUAACGCUGUCUCCCUACUAACUACCUACAUGGAUGCUAUCCUUGAUACAGGGAAGACUAAUAUGUACUGGAUUCUCGAUCGUGGGAUUAUGCCGAUCCUGGUAUUGUUGAUGGAAUAUGGCUACUCUAAGGAGGCUGUACAAUGGUUGAGGGCGAAGAGCAAGCGACGGCAGUUGUCGUACAAAGAUGAUCCAUGGAACAUAGCCAGUUGGGCAGCUCGUGAUUGGCCGGUAGAAGCUCUUGUAAGGGACUUAGGCAAGGAAGAGGCCUUUGCCCUGCUAGCCGACGUGGUGUCUCUGGAGUACAUGCAUACCCUUACUAGAAGACUGCCCGAUAAUGAUCUACGAUAUGAUCUUAUAGCAUUCAUGUGGCGCAAGGCAGUGAGCAGUAACAUCCCUCUGGCCCGCAUCCCUACAUUGGAUGUCUGUAUAGCUUUGAAAGGCAGGUUGGAGCUUCUGGGGCAAGUGGCUAUUCAGUGUUUCAAGUACUUUUCUGAUAGCAAGCAGUUCACCAAUGAUGAUCGUCGUUGGUCUUAUGUCGAAUACAUGCCCGCCACUGAGGCCGAUACGAUCCUUGCCGAUCGGCUAAAGAGCAGCGAUUCUUCUAAGAGAUCCUGGGCCUACAGCACUAGACUAAUGCAAGCUCUACACUACGAUAAGGAGGAGCAUCGACUGCCACAAGUAUUGGGUAGAACUGUGAAGGAGAUUGCCAAUGAACAAAACCCUGUGAGAGGUAAUGUGAUGGGAACAUUGUGUUAUCUGCCCAUGCCUCCAUUGUGUGGGCCGAAGAGUAACGACCCCCAUGCUGUAGUGGAGGCCAUCGAUGCGCUUGUUGCCAGCUUGAAUCGUUCCAAAGAGCAACUGAAGGGAUCAUCAAUAGUAGACCAAGGGAAGGAUCUUAUAGAGAACAUAAUAAGGAAUGCUCCGAUGGAGAGCGAGCUUUAUAAGGUUUGGGAGAAGGAGGUGAUGGAGGCCUUCGAUCGGCUACUCAAGAACGACAACACCAACAGAUCGGUUAUCAACGAUGGUUUCCUUAUGAACAUCCCUGGUAUACGCAAGGCAACUGUAGAGCACAUCCUACAGCAUUUGAGUGUUUUCCUAGAGGACAUCCUCCAGCGGAAGGAUAGCCUUACCAAGGAUCUCAUACAGGAUCUGAGAGCCAUAUUCCGUCUAGUAGGACGAUAUGGUAGCAGAGGGGAGGGUUUGAAAUUGUCCAUCAUACGUCCUAUCGUGGAUGAUAUCAUAGCGAACACUGAGAAGUAUACCUUCCAGCUACCUCGGCACCCAGCCGGGACCAUAGACAUGCUCAUCGAAAUACAGACGGACCUGGUGGAAUUCCUCACUGCACGGCCUUGGUCAAAGGAUAAGGAGCAGUGCUUGGAGAAGGUAGUCGCUGCUCGGCCUACCCUCCUUACAGACAAUGACGGCAUCUACCGUCUAGCACGGAAAAGGUUGCCAUCCAUCUUUAUAAAAAUUCCUGAUACCACUGAUGAUAGUAGUAAGGAGGGAGAGGAGAUGCUGAAACCACCUCGAUGCUAUAGAGGCUUCAGUGGUGGUCCUUAUCCUAAGGAGGACUUGGAUAUGAGCUGGUGGACGGAUGCUGAAGUUGCUGUGAUCGAUCGGAUGGUGGGAAAAGAGUUCAGCUUAGAAAGAGAGAAUAGGAAGAGCCUUAGUUACCGUACCAAUGACAACGCUGUGGUAGAUGAUAAGCAAAAGCGGCAAUACGACGAUGAUGAUACCCUCGCCUUGAUGGAAGUUGACUUGAAACUACUAUCAAGGAUGGAUACAGUGGACGCCGAGUCAGCUAAGGUAUUUCUAAGGCCGGAGCUCCUCACCACUGAUGCUGCUAGGACUGCUCCGUUCUGUCUGGCUAGAGUGGCGUCCACUACAUUGACUGAGGAUCAACUCUUCGACGAUUUCAUAGGAGCUACAUUUCGCAAAUCCUCUGGGACUGCAAUUAAAUUGACAGUACACAAGGAGUUAUGUCACGCUGCUGCAAGGUUCGGCUCUAUCGAUCGUCGGCAGUACUGGUUGAAGUAUCGUCUAUUCACUCGUGAUGGUGCCAGAAAGCAUGUUCAUAAGGAUAUUGUACAGGCCAUAGGAUCAGCAUUUAUACAUAACAUGCUCUGGUGUAGCGAUUGGCAAGUAUUGAAAACCUGCAUGGACAUGUCUAAGGAGGUCCCUGAUGCUCUCAGUAAAUACGUAGUUCCUCGUCCCACCGGCUAUCGACUAGACUCAUGCGAUACCACUGAGGCCCGUUGUCGGUACAUUAAAACGGUCCUACUACCAGUGUUUGGGAAUACCAUCGGUGAACAGGAUAUUGCCGACUCUUGCAUCACAGCAUUGGAAGCUUGGUCGGAGGGCAAGCCGGACAUUACAAAGUCUGCGGAGUCUGCUAUCGUUAUCGCGUUGAAGCGUAUUCUAACAGACAAGAAUUCUCCUUAUUCUCUCUUCAGUCGGGCUCUCGACUUGUUUUCCACUUACAUCUUGGAGGGUAGCACCUCUGCCUUGACUGCCUAUGUCGAGGCAUUCGAUUCUUUACUGGAGGGAUACUGGAAACCAGCGGUCAACAAGGACGAGCCUAUGAAUCCUGAUGAUGAUGAAGGGCAGAGGCUUGAGGCCCUUAUCAGAAGGUUCCUUCAGACCGUCCGUGCUCCAUUAGAAGUCGAAAACCUGAAGGCAACCCUCGGGCAUAUUGCUGAUGCCCUCGAGGGUGUUGUCGGUCUCGGGAGCUUAUGGAGUGAUGCCAGAAUACAGUACAUCCUUGCAGGCCGCUCUCCCAGCGAUCUCAAUGACGUGCUCCCUCGCAUUAAGGACCAUUUGGACACUGUUGAAGGCAAUCGCGAUGACCUAGUGUCCCAAUGUAUCAACACUAUCACCAAGUGGUUGGGCCCUGAGUUCCCGAUACCACAGGUGUCUGAAUUAGCCUCUAACAGUGACUAUAGGCUCAGGCUGCUUGCCGUGCAGUUAUAUAACACUCGAGAUAGCGACGAACGCUCGGCUGCUAUUACUGCCCUUUGGCGAGGUGGCCUUUGUAGAGACCCCAAGUUGGCAGUUCGUGAGGAAGCCUUCAGGGCUGUUACUCACUUGAGGAUGUUGUUGUUGUGA